Exophiala aquamarina CBS 119918 is the source of this 1437-nucleotide messenger RNA. RefSeq lists its product as uncharacterized. The transcript has a single exon. The coding region runs from base 1 to 1437 and encodes 478 amino acids. The record is from RefSeq and is a predicted model, not a curated record. NCBI's taxonomy places the organism in Eukaryota, Fungi, Ascomycota, Eurotiomycetes, Chaetothyriales, Herpotrichiellaceae.
AUGGCCGAUCAAUCAUAUUCCCAAUUCCAUCCUCCUGCUCUUCGUCCUGGUGGCCCUUCACCCUCUGGCUCUCCUCAACCCAAUCUUCAGCAACAGCUUGAUCUUCUCAACUACGACCCCGACAUGCCUUCCUACACCAAUCAAAUGCGACAUCCGUCAGGGUCGGGUCCCAGUGGUCACUCGGGCCCUUUACCAUCUCAAUCUCCACCCCUGCCAUCCAUGGCCCUGAAUAAUCAGUAUAGUGGCCGCUUUCCAAGCGCCCAAUAUGGCCCCCCCCAGUCACCAACCAACGAUGCUGGCAACGCUUUCGCAGAUGGUCCUGGACAUGCCCACUCGCGCUCACGAAGUAGCACUUUUGGACAAAGCUAUCCCAUUCCUGUCGGUGCUGGUCCUCCGGGUCAGGGUCAAGGUCCCGGCCCCGGUCCCGGUCCCGGCGGCCAAGGGCCACCUCCAAUGCCAUUCUCUCCUCCACAGCAGAUGGCUCAACCUCAACCCUUGAUGCCCCAACAUAGUGGCUACCAACAACCGGGACAAGUUGGGCCCUCUUCUGCCUCCCGCCCAGUCUCUCGUGGAGGACCCCAGGGGCCCCUUGGUCCCAAUGCGCGACCAACAUCGUCUAAAUCUCCAUUUUCCACCCCCAUCACAGCUCCGCCCCGCCAGCGCCCAAGCCAAAUUCUACUCAUCAACCCGAAUUCAUCCCGUGGCAUGACGGACACUAUGGCAAAUGCUCUUCGACCCAUCAUCCCACCUGGAGUCGAACUCACCGCCUACACAGCCCCAUACCCUGCACCAACUGCGAUUGAAUCCACAACCGAUGCAAUCAUGUCGACGGAAGCCGUUCUACGUGACCUCGCCAAGCAUGCCGCGACGAAUGGCGAGACCGUCCAAAACUUCGAUGGGAUGAUCAUAGCUUGUUUCUCUAAGCACCCUCUGAUUGACGCCUUGCGGGAAUCAUACGAUGUGCCCAUCAUUGGAAUAAUGGAAGCAAGCCUCUACGUGGCCCGUAUGCUUGGUGGGCGAUUUGGAGUCGUCGCCACAGCUGCCCGAUCCAAGAUCUUGCAAGACGAUCAAGUCGCAACCUAUGGUCUUUCACAUUACUAUGUGGGCAGUGAGGCCACGCAUCUGGGAGUAUUGGAGCUGGAUUCACGCCCGAAAGAAGAGGUGGCCAAACGCGUCAUGCAUGCAGCAAGAGCCCUGGCCGUCAAAGGGGCAGACACGAUUAUCCUAGGAUGUGCCGGGAUGGUGGACAUGACACGUGCUGCCAAAGAUGCAGUGAGAGAUGAAGAUGGACGUCGGACGAUCAACGUUAUUGACCCCGUCGAAGCUGGCUUGGUCAUGAUGUCAAGUUUGGUAGGAAUGGGUAUUCCGACUAGCAAGAAGGGAAUGUAUAAAGGUGAAAAGGAAGCCAGGAGAACAAGAGGGCAGAAUUGGCUAUAA